AUGAUCAUCGCCACAGACUAUGCCUCCGCUCCGACCGCGACCGUGACGGUAUCAGCAACCAAGCACACGGAUGUUUCUUCAAAGCCUCUGGUUCCCAAGCCAGCAGGACCCCACAAGCUUUUCUCAGAGACGGGCGUCACGUACGGCGACUUUCGCGAUGAUCUCCUCCGCGAUGGGUAUGUUGUUGUCAAAGGCGCCAUCCCACGUGAGAGGGUGGACAAAUACGGCGAGGAAAUGAUGUCGUACCUGGAGAACUUCGCUGGCGGCCUCGGCUUCAACCGCAACGACUCUGCCACUAUCAAAGAGUCCAACCUUCCGGUGAUCACGGAGAAAGGCAUGUGCCUAGGCUACGGCAUUGCCCACGAGUCCUUCACCUGGUCGAUUCGCCAGGAGCCUGGCGUCAUUGAUGCGUUUGAGAAGGUCUAUGAUACGCCUGACCUGAUCGUCUCUUUCGACGCCGUCAACAUGGCCUUCCCCAACCGCACCGAUGUCAAGCCCAACAAACCCUGGCCGCACCAAGACCAAGACCCAGAGAAGCCCGGGUUUCGGUGCCUCCAGGGGCUUGUCAACAUCUUCCCUAAUGGCGAAAAGGACGGCGGGUUGAUUGUAUGCAAAGGCGCGCAUUUGCUGAGUGAGGACUUCCAUGCAGAGUUCAAAGAUGAGCCCAACAAAAUCUGGGCAUGGACGAAGGAGUGGUACGGAUUCACCGACGAGGGCAUGCAAUGGCUGAAGAACAAGGGCUGCGAGUGGGUCAAGAUCAACGCCGAGCCUGGGGACCUGCUGCUCUGGGACAGCCGCACGCCGCAUUACAACCUCAGCCCAGAAGGCGACAGGCCCAGGUUCUGUGCCUACACUUGCUACAUGCCUGCUGCUGAUGCCAGCCAGGAGGACUUGUUGUGGAAGAAGGCCGCAUUUGAGAAGACGCAGAGCACGACACAUUGGCCGAACGCCAUGCAUGUUGGCGGGAUUCCGAUCUUGCGGGACGGCGAGCCCUGUCCUUACAACACUGGAAAGCCAAGGGAGACACCGAGACUGGGAGAAAGAGGGUUCAGAUUGACCGGCAUUCCAUAUGUUCAGACCGAGCCUAUUCAGGUUUGA
Molecule: messenger RNA, 1098 nt
Organism: Diaporthe citri
Lineage: Eukaryota; Fungi; Ascomycota; Sordariomycetes; Diaporthales; Diaporthaceae
Exons: 2
Coding region: 1-1098 (365 amino acids)
Source: RefSeq, a predicted model, not a curated record